Molecule: messenger RNA, 1824 nt
Organism: Emys orbicularis (European pond turtle)
Lineage: Eukaryota; Metazoa; Chordata; Testudines; Emydidae
Gene: CSNK1G3
Product: casein kinase 1 gamma 3
Exons: 15
Coding region: 370-1740 (456 amino acids)
Biological process (GO): peptidyl-serine phosphorylation; endocytosis; positive regulation of canonical Wnt signaling pathway
Cellular component (GO): plasma membrane; nucleus; cytoplasm
Molecular function (GO): ATP binding; protein serine/threonine kinase activity
Source: RefSeq, a predicted model, not a curated record
GGGGAGCGGCGGCCGUCGAUCCCACGCCACGAGGAUGCGAACAUGCUGUUUACAUCUAAAACGAGAACAUUAUGGUGAAGAAAAGGCAUUGCCAUGAUCAGUGUACUGCUUUCUUGGAGUCUCUGUAAAUCCUGCUGGUAGGAUACACACUGAGUAUAUAUUUUGCUUCAAAGACUACCAAGGAAAACUAUUUUGCGAAUGGGAUGAAUAUGCAGCCAUUGACUACUUACCAACUACAAUUUAGUGACUGAUUAACCAGCUGGAGCAUUUAACUAGUGAUGUUUCCAUUUUCACAUUAUCCCGUUUGAGUUUGCUUGUCUUGUUUAAAAAAAAUAAAAAAAAUUCAAAGUGGAGUACCGUAAACUUGAUAUGGAUGGUAAAAAGAAAGACAAGGACAAACCAGAUGAUAGAAUGGCACGGCCUAGUGGACGUUCAGGUCACAAUCCACGUGGCACUGGCUCUUCGAACUCUGGAGUGUUAAUGGUUGGACCUAACUUUAGAGUUGGCAAAAAAAUUGGAUGUGGUAAUUUUGGAGAACUCCGAUUAGGAAAAAAUUUGUACACAAAUGAAUAUGUGGCAAUUAAGCUGGAGCCAAUGAAAUCCAGAGCACCACAGCUACACUUGGAAUACAGAUUCUACAAGCAAUUAGGAUCUGGAGACGGUAUACCUCAGGUUUACUAUUUUGGCCCUUGUGGCAAAUAUAAUGCCAUGGUGCUAGAACUACUGGGACCUAGCUUGGAAGACCUAUUUGACCUGUGUGAUAGGACAUUUUCUCUUAAAACCGUUCUUAUGAUAGCUAUACAGUUGAUUUCUCGUAUGGAAUAUGUCCAUUCAAAGAACUUGAUAUACAGAGAUGUAAAACCUGAGAACUUCUUAAUAGGACGACCAGGAAACAAAACCCAGCAAAUUAUUCAUAUUAUAGAUUUUGGUUUGGCAAAGGAGUAUAUAGAUCCAGAAACAAAGAAGCACAUACCAUAUCGAGAACACAAGAGCCUUACAGGAACAGCUAGAUACAUGAGUAUAAAUACACAUUUAGGAAAAGAACAAAGUAGAAGAGAUGAUUUGGAAGCUUUAGGACAUAUGUUUAUGUAUUUUCUCAGAGGGAGCCUUCCAUGGCAAGGUUUAAAGGCUGAUACAUUAAAAGAACGUUAUCAGAAAAUUGGAGACACAAAACGAGCAACACCUAUCGAAGUAUUGUGUGAAAACUUUCCAGAGGAAAUGGCUACAUAUCUGCGUUAUGUAAGAAGGCUAGAUUUUUUUGAAAAACCAGACUAUGACUACUUAAGAAAACUCUUUACAGACUUAUUUGAUCGGAAGGGCUAUAUGUUUGAUUAUGAAUAUGACUGGAUUGGGAAACAGCUGCCUACUCCAGUGGGCUCAAUUCAUUCAGACCCCGCACUGUCAUCAAACAGAGAAGCACAUCAGCACAGAGAUAAGAUGCAACAAUCCAAAAAUCAGUCGGCAGACCACAGGGCAGCUUGGGACUCCCAGCAGGCCAACCCCCAUCACUUGAGAGCUCACCUUGCAGCUGACAGACAUGGUGGCUCGGUACAGGUUGUAAGCUCAACAAAUGGAGAAUUGAACACAGAUGACCCAACUGCAGGCCGUUCGAAUGCUCCUAUCACAGCCCCUACAGAAGUAGAAGUAAUGGAUGAAACAAACUGCCAGAAAGUGUUGAACAUGUGGUGCUGUUGUUUUUUCAAGCGAAGGAAAAGGAAAACUAUUCAACGCCACAAAUGACUCUGGAAGCAGGCAGAACAUGGGGAAUUACUUUCUUGUUCAUCUGCUGUCUUGUGAUUAAAACAAAAAAAUCAUUUCUGUAAU